Messenger RNA from Funneliformis geosporum, 2193 nucleotides. Lineage: Eukaryota; Fungi; Glomeromycota; Glomeromycetes; Glomerales; Glomeraceae. The record is from the annotation of a GenBank genome assembly.
AUGAAAACGGUCAAACCUAUUGCUAAUUCUAGUCGUAAUACUAUUCUAGUAAACUAUCGUGAGAAACUAGUUCCUAAUACAGAGAAAACCCCUCGUAAACUUCUCAAAAUGUUAAAAUCCCAUUCCGGACGUAACAAUCAAGGAAGAAUUACUAUGCGGCACCAAGGAGGAGGCCACAAGCGAAUUUAUAGAGUAAUUGACUUUAAACGCUACGAUAAGGAUGGUGUUGAAGGGUUAGUGAAAACUAUUGAGUAUGAUCCUAACCGCAAUUGUUUCAUUUCAUUGAUAAGUCACCGCGAUGGUAGUUUUGUUUUUAUAAUUACUCCAGAAGGACUAAAAGUAAAUGAUAAGAUAAUAAGUGGAGAGAGCGAAAAUAUUCCUUUAAAAGUGGGUAAUAACCUUCCUUUGAGUUAUAUUCCGGUUAAUACUUCCAUUCACAAUUUAGAAUUGAAACCAAAAAAAGGCGGUCAAUUACUUCGUAGUGCUGGUACUUAUGGAGAAAUAAUUGGUAAAGAACCAGGCAGCAAGUACGUUUUAGUUAAAUUAAUGUCCAAGGAAGUUCGUAAAGUUCUAGCUAGUUGUCGAGCUACAAUUGGAAAAGUAAGUAAUGGUGAAGCUAACUUAGUAAAAUUAGGAAUUCGUCCAACGGUGCGAGGAUCAGCGAUGAAUCCGGUUGAUCAUCCUCAUGGAGGAGGAGAAGGAAAAGCGGGGAUUGGUCGUCCUUCACCACUUACUCCUUGGGGGAAAAAGACUUUGGAAAAAGAUCAAGCUAGACUUGACAAAAUGGUUGAUUUACACUUACAAGUUGAUUGUAAGCCACACAAAACUUGUCAGAGUUGUAGUAAAAAAAUUGAAGCGGGAGAAAGCUAUGUAACUAUAAUGAGAGCUGGUGGUGAAGGUAUUGCUGGUUAUCGUUGUAAUGCUUGUUCUUGUUCUUCCUGCCAUGGAGAAAAAGGAAAUAGAGAAGAUGGUUUAUGCUUCUCCUGUUUUAUUGGGAAAAGAAAUUUUGAAAAUGCUAGGGAUGAUAUGAAUAGAAUAUUAAAAAUACAAAAUGAAGCCCAUGAGAUUAGGCAAGAGACUGACAAUUUAAAUACUGAAACAAAUGAUUGUCAACAAGAAUUUAAUCGAUUAAACACUGAAACGCAAUCCCAGCCUAUCCAACAAACGAUUAAUAACUUUAAUCAGUUAAUAACUAGGCUUCAACAAUUAGUCCAACAGGCUGGGAAUACUAGACAAAGAAUCAAUAACCUUUCAGAAUUAUCUCCGUUAUUAUUUAAUUGUCAAGAAAAACAAAACGAGUUAAACUCUUUACUUAAUAAACAAGGAGGGAACAAAUUUACUGAUUACCUUCCUUACAUUUUAGGAGGAGUUGGAAUAAUAUUGGUGAUAGGAUUAAUCGGUCCUAAUUCCAAAGUUUACAAGUGUAAGAAAAAUAGAUACAAGUGUAAGGAUACUAGUAAGUAUUUCAAUGUCAAAACUAAAACUAUCUUUGAAAAUACCAAAUUACCAUUACAAAUUUGGUUUAAAGCCUUUUAUCUUUUUGGUCGUAAAAAAGGAAACUCUUCUCUCGGACUUGCUAGAGAACUUGUUAUGCUAGAUGGAUUUGUGGAAAUAGAUGAAACUUAUGUAGGUGGCAAGCAGAAAAACAAACACAAAGAUAAAAAAGUUCCUAAUUCGCAAGGUAGGAGUCAAAAAGAUAAAGUAUCUAUGUUAGUAAUGGCAGGAAGAAAUGGUAACGUAAUUGUUCAAGUAGUUCCUAAUGUUCAAAGAAAAACUUUAGAACCGAUAAUUGAGAAAUACGUUAAAAAAGGAGCUAAUUUAUUCAUCGAAUUAAGCAGUUUGCCAGUGGUUGAGCUUCGACUAACUUGGCUGAAAACUUUAACUCUCAUCUUAAAAGAGAGAUAUGCUGAUGAGUUUGCCUUUCGUUAUAAUACUCGAAAAUAUAGCGAACAAGAAAAACUUGAUUUAAUGCUUCUGUCAAGUGCAAAUGGUAAAAACUAUUGCAGUACUUGCAAGAUAAAAGAACACUUGGCACAGCAUGAGAAAGAAAACUUAUCAAAGGAAUCAGAAUUUGAUAAAAUAAUCAAAGUUGCUUUAAAUACUCCACCUUUAAAAUUAAAAGACCUUAAAGAGAAACUUAAAAAAGAACGAGAAGAAAAACGAAAUUCUGAAAACAAGAAAAACUCCAAAUAA